Molecule: messenger RNA, 2985 nt
Organism: Peniophora sp. CBMAI 1063
Lineage: Eukaryota; Fungi; Basidiomycota; Agaricomycetes; Russulales; Peniophoraceae
Source: the annotation of a GenBank genome assembly
AUGGCUACUUCGUAUCCGCUUAGCCAGAAGCUCCGACAAGGUUCCCCCGGUAGCAAUGACCAUUCACCGGCCUCAUCCAUCCGCGGCUCUCUUCGCGGCCUGAAGCCUCGUCAGGGCUCUGUAUCCUCUCAGCGAUCUCUUACAGAACAGUCGAACGCUGGAUCGUUUGAGACUGCCCGUGGUUCUCCUCACUCAGAGUAUCGCCAACGAUCUUCGCUCGAUUCACCGUUGCGACAAGGCACUCCCAGUCGCACACCAUCUCCCCGUCUCAACGGCCAUAGCAACCUCCCAAGACAUGGCCAUACCGGAAGUGAACCGCCGGCCGUUACCUUCCCGCGGAUGCCUAUCCGCCAGUCAACGCCGCAGUUGAGAGCAUCGAUGGAUUUCGAAGUGACGGACGAACUCAUGGCAGAGAUCAACUACGCCCACGAUCUGGGCGUCAACGGCGCGGCAGGUGUUGCGUACGCUGGCGGCGCGUCUACUAGCCAUUUGGGGUUCUACGGCGCUCUUCCCGGCGCCAGUCCAACUACGGCGCGAUACGAGCCACCUCGACAAGACGACCGCGCUCCCCAAGUAGAUCGUAAAGAGCCACCGCGUUCAGCUGCGGUCUAUGGCAGUGGAACGGGCCAUCGUUCUUUUGCAGACCUUCAUUCUAUUACCCGUGCGGAUUCCCCGUAUUACUACACCCCUCUCAGCACACCCUCGCUCCUGCCUGCGUUCCCCAAGCCACCGGACACUUAUUUCGGUCUCGAUGGUUCAGGUCCGACACGAGCCGGCGGGUCUCCACAAUCAGGUCACCGCCAAACGCCGCCCGUCCUAGCGCGCACAUCACAGCAACCCCCGCAUACAGGCGGCCCUAUACGCACGCCGGACAAGUCACUUCCGCUACAAGAGGAUGACGACGACGAAGAGAGCUCGCCGAGUCAGACAACCGACUCUGUCGAGACAGACCGCGACGUGCGCGGCGUAUUCUCUCCUGCACCCGUAUUGCCUCAAGUCUUGCGUCGUCAGCAGAAUCUCAUGACCGCCGUGGACCCAGACGCGCCCGCAUCGCAUCAUCACCACCAGCGCUCACAACAACCUCAAGCUCGCUCGCACGAAGCACCAACGCAGGCACCCGCGCCUCCACCGCCACCGCCACCGCCACCGCCGCCAGUUUCCGUACCAUCGCCGGACGCCAUCGAAUCCUCCUCGUCCUUCGACUCUCAGCAAAGCGGUACACCUCGAUCUUCGCCGAUCACGCUCAUCGAGACGACACCAUCGCCGCCGAAACUGACACCAACGGUCGUAUCUCAACCUCUUGCGCCUCAUGCUCCUACGCAACCUCAUCACCCACAUGUCAACGGCAAUGGAGCACACAAGAUGAACGGAGUGAACGGUACUCAUACUCAUACCGCCCCGAUCGCUCAUACAGGUGGGACCACGAAUGGCGCGCAUACAAACGGGCAUGCAGUCAACGGCACGCACAAUAACCGGCACAAGGCUCCUGCUCGCAAUGCGCCAUCUACUGAGCCUAUACAUGCCCAGCCUUACAUGCACGGUCCACCACAGAUGCAUCCCGCAUACGCUCCGCACUACCAAGCGCCCACGCCAUCCAUCUCGCAGUACGACGAGCGCGCUAGCUACUACGACCCAAUGGCGGCAUACUACCAAAGCAUGAUGCGCCCACCAUACCCCCUACCGCCAACACCGCAGAUGCAACCCGCCAUCCCGCAGCCUCUCCGUUAUCCUGCAGCUCCUACAUUCCCGUCGCACUUGCCGUCCCCGUCGCCCGCUCUGUCCGGAAGCGUCAUUCUACCCCCGUACAGUCCUGUCCCCGGCCCCGUCGGCUCACCGUACCCAUUCCCAUUCGGACACAUUCGACGAGGGCAGGUUGCGCAUCAACCUCCCGCACCUCCCAGCCAGUCUGAUAUGGGACGAGCGUACGAUCCUGGAGUCAUUCGCGAGCAGCUCGCGCGGCAGAUGCAGGCGUAUGCGUUGAACACUGCGGCAGCGCCUGCACCGAGCGAGAGUACGCUCUCGCCGCGGAGUACGCCGUUCCCCGGACCCGCGUACAACCCGUGGCUGUACCUUCAGACCAGCCGUGCCUAUGCACCGCCGCGUCCUAGUACGGCGGCCAUGAGUAUGCGCUCGUCACCAAGCCACGAGCCGCUCCCGUUACCGACUUUCCCGGCUGCUACGCGCGCACGUCCAGGCCACAAGCACAGACUCCGUGAGAACGCUCGUCCUCAUCCGAACCCUCCGCCUCGCGUCGAGAGCACACAGCCGCGCGAGACAAGCCCAGAGUUGAGCUCGGGAGAGGAGACGGCCGGCCCCGACCGCUACAGUGUCGAUGGUGACGGUGAUGGGUUCCUAUCGGGUUCUAGCACGUGGAUGGCGCCGGAGGAUGCGCCUGGCGCUGACGACGCGCCCCGUUGGCCAUGGGUGGAUGAAGAGCCGGAUAUGGAUGGAGAUGACUUGCUUGAUCUCGAGUUCCAUCCUGAGUACGUUGCGAAUCCGGAGAAGCGUCAGAAGCGCAUUGAUGGGCGGUGGGACGCUCUGCUUCGUGCUUUCAGCGCACUCGAUCGCGAGACCGAUACGACAAUGCUGCUACUCGCCGCACCACCCGACGCUACCGCUUUACGCCUCGUCGCAUCGCGCGCCAUCCGACGCUCGCCGAUCAUGCUACAAUCCGCCGGCAUGGGUGAUAUGCGACAAUUGUUCGAGACGGUGGCGACGCAGCGCGCAGGUGAACGUUCUCAAGUGGCUGCCCUCGUCGACCGACUUGCUCAGCCGGAAUCUGAAGAGGGUCUACGCCGCGCUCUCGACACCGCGCUUGGGAGCCUCUCGACCCUGGGGAGGAUGUACGAGGAGCGCGAAGCUCGGUGGAAAGCAGAGAUGUUAAAACUGGAUCAGGACAGGGAGCGCGUGCAGAUGUUGCUCGCGCAGGUGCUGGGGAACAGUGUGCCGCAACCAGAGGCCCCCGUUUCGAAUGGACCGUUAUGA